GGCUCGGGAGAGGACGUCCCGUUCCGCACUUAGAUUCACAGUGUUUUUUUUUUUUCAAUUCUACACUCGUCUAACUUCCGUGGGAGGAGAAGUGUGUGUCGCGGAGAAAUUGUGUGGUGGCCUUCUUGUGUGUACGUCGGAACACGGAUCAACCGAUAACCGAAGAGCGCGCGCGGUGGCGUCAUGUGAGUGUGUGUCACGGCUAGUUUCCUUGCUAGCCGUUCUUGGACGAGUUGUUUUUUUUUUCGUUGGAGGAACUUUUCAACUUCUAAGCCUAGGACUACCAUUACACCGCUCGCUGACGUUUAUUAAAAAAUUAGACAGUGAAGAAGAAACACACGCCGCUCCACACCGAGCUAGUGCUGCUUCGGAAGUAUCCAGUUCCACGGAAGUGACUUGAAACUUAUUGCUUCAGAAGAUGGGAUUAAUUCGCGAGUUAUGCGUGAAUGCAGUGUGUUCUAAGAAGCGCCCUCGCCAGCGACCCGCACAGUAGGCUAUGCUAGCGAUCGUAAUUCAGAGACCUGCCAGCCGGUAACAACAAAUCUCCCGGUUUGCUUUGUUUGAGCCAACUUUUUCCCACCAAUAAAUUCCACCGUCGUUCACUGGCUGCAUCGUUCGGUUGUGCUGCUGAGAUUUAAACGUUAUACAAAAUCUUUUCAGUUUUUCCCUAAAUUUAAAAAAGCAACAAAACAAAAAGUCGUCAAUGUAAAAUGCCAUAAAAUUUGAAUUUUGAAUCUGAUUAAAAUAUACUAUAUUGAGCAAGUAAACAAAGGAAAAUUGCACGUUGAAAAAAAAAUAGGAAAGUUUAGAAGCAUCCAAUUUCUUCGAGUGAGUGGCAUACUUCAUUGCUACGGAAACAACAACAGCUCCGCAGCAGAAAAGAAACGAGUACAGUUUGUACAAGAAAAACCAAAUCACCACCAUCAUCGUUUAGUUUUUCACGAUUGAAAAAAAGGAAAACAGUAGAAGUAGGAGGAGUAGAAUUUCCAGCCAAUCGAGGAAUGCAAGUUUUGUUCUCAUUGAAACCAUCAUCGAUCAACCAAGAAAGUGCGUGAUUAGUAAUCGAACAGUAACAACAAAAGCAACAGCAGCAGCGGUAAAAACGAUCAAAUGCGACAGAAAAACGAGCAAAUGUGUUUGUUUCCUCCAAGCGUCGAUUAGUUGUUAGCUCCGCCCACUUCGAUUGGGAUUACGAGUGGACACUCCUCCUGAUGCUCCUCGAAAUAAUCGAAGAAAGAUCAUCAGUAAGGCCGAUUGGCAGAAGAAGAAGAAGAAGUAAAUUAACUAAAAGUGUUUGGAGAAAUUGAAAAUGUGCGUUAUUGCGUGUGAUGUUUUGUUCCGUUUUCGGCACUCUCGGUCAAACUGAACCAGAAAAGCACCAAAACAAGAAGAGGAAGAAAAAGGUUCACGUAUGUUUUUGUUUUCACUUCAAAACGCACACAGAUCGUCGGUACGAAACAUUCGCGUGAAAUGAGACAGGUUCAGUGACUUUUUUUUCUGUUGCGGCAAGUGACCAAGUACACACAUUGAAGUGAUCGCUUCGCAUGUUUGUUUGCGAAGCGAACAGCAGCCGAAAGUGAGCGAUCGAGUUCUGUGCGUGCGUGCGUGAGUUUCGCGAUCGUUAGUUUGCCAGCACGGUGGUGGAUUUUUUUUGUUUGGUUUCAUUGAAUUGACGGAUUUUUUUUUUCGUUCGGAUCAUAUCCUCGGACUGUAUUCGGAACUUGCUUGUGCGUGUGUGCGUGUUCGGGGCAUAAAAACCCGCACCGUGCGUUUUCGGGGUGAGCGUACAUCCGUGCUGGGUUCGGCGUUCGAUCGUGCGUCUCGUCCCCACCAAUCGGCGUAUCGUUCGCCAUAUCGUGUGCGUGCGGAGUCCGUGCGUGCUUGUGUGUGAGUGUUUCUAAGGCUGCAGGUGCGCUAAGCCGGGUUCAUUCUAGACGGCUUACAGAAACAAUAUCCAAACGAAUACGCCCGAACCUUUAUGGAGUGCUGGACGGGUGACGCCCGCUUGGCGAGAUUUUGCGAUUAAGCAGCGUAAGCUGUCACCGACAUGGGCAGUGAGCAUUACUGCUUGAGGUGGAACAAUCAUCAAUCCAACCUGUUAGGGGUGUUUAGCCAAUUGCUGCAGGACGAGAGUCUGGUGGACGUAACACUAGCUUGCUCAGAGGGCAUCUCCAUCCGAGCCCACAAGGUUGUUCUUUCGGCCUGUUCCUCGUACUUCCAGACACUCUUUCUUGACCAUCCCGCGCGGCAUCCGAUAGUGAUCCUGAAGGACGUCCGCUUCGCCGAGCUCCGCACGCUGGUCGACUUCAUGUACAAGGGCGAGGUGAAUGUCGAAUAUUGCCAGCUGUCGGCGCUGCUCAAAACCGCCGAAUCGCUAAAGGUCAAAGGUCUGGCAGAGAUGACCAACCAGAACACCGCCCUGGCCGAACCGAAACGCGAACCGGACCGUCUGAGGCCUCACAGCCAUAGCAGUGCCCACGCCACAGCCACCACCGCCGCCACCAGUCUGACCACCGCUUCCUCUCCGUCGUCAGCACUGGCAGCGACGACCGCCGGUAGUGCAACGGCCGUCUCUCCGCAUCACCAUCAACAUCCGCAUCAUCACACCUCGUUAGAUUCACCCACCAGCAAUGCUGCAACGGUGGCAGCAGUUGCCGCCUCCCUCGGCAUCACAGACCUGUCGACGAUAUCGAAAUCCCGAGGAUUGGACUCAGAUGGGCGAAGUCCCUCACCAACCCGAUUAGAUCCUCCCUCACCCACUCCACUAGCGCUAUAUCCACCCCUUAGGAAAAAUCGUGAUCACACUCACACAACCAGCGGUUCAGUAUCCUCAUCGGCAACUACGACCAUCACAACGGCAGCUGCAGAACGUCGUUCCUCCGAGGAACAGGAUCUUGCCGAGCGCAAAAGACCCCUGUCCAAUAACGGCAACGCCUUUAGCAGUAGUUUAAACUUGAACAGUCUGAGCAGCACCGCCGAAGGGCUUAGCCAAAACAACAAUGCCGGAACGAUCAAUGACAGUGGGAAACGGCGGACCAGAGAAGACGACGAUGAUGACGAUGACGACGAUGAAGACAAUGAGGAAAUCCGGAAUCAAAUGGCACAUGAACCGGGAACCACCAACAGCGAACAUGACCAACUAUUGCAUCAUUGUCCACGAUCCAGUCUAGAUGAUGACGGCCGACGCAGCAGAGCUACUAUCCACAAUAACAAUAACAUGAAUACAUCGGACGACGAGUACGAACCGCCGAUCAAGAUCAAAAGUGAAGCCGAAUUCUCCCCUCUCUCAGGACUGAACAUGACCAUCAACUCGCCUGCGUGCCUAGCAAACUCGACCAGCAUUGGCCUGGUGAACUCGUCUGCGGCUGGUCUCCUCGGUGAUCUGAGGCCCUCGUCGCGUGAUAGUGGCGGUGGUCGUGGCGGUGGCACUCCGGUGGCUUGCAGUUCGACAACUACGGUAAACAGUGCUGGCGUGGGAAUCGGUGGCGGCAACGGAAGUGCCCUUGGAAUAGAUCGAAGUUCGCCACGAUCGCAGCGGGAUCGAAAUGAGCGAAGUACGUUCGGUAGCGGCGAUAUCCCGAGUCCUCUGUCGGAGCCCAUCGCUGGACCAUCGGGGAUGGGCCCGGUGCAGCAGGUUCCUUUGUCACUGAAGAAAGAGAUCGACUGGGACCGGGGGGACGAUAAGUCGUCCGGUGACAGUUCCUUGGAUUUCCGGCACCCACACGAUUCGGAAGCAUCAGAACCGCACGCCGGCAGCGGUAGUGUCGUUGUCGGUGGUCUCUGUCCGAGCGUUCUCGGCGGGCCACCGCUGGGGCUGAGUAGUGGUGGUGUUGGUAGCGGUGCCAGUGGUCCGGAUCAGGUGCCCGGCGGUGGUCCUAGUUCGAUCUACCCGAUCUGUCCGUACUGUGGGGCUACGUUCCCCCACCAGAGCAAACUGACUCGGCACAUACUGUCACAUUCGCUGGAAACGCUCAAGUAUCGCGAAACAGCCCACCUGAUACACCCGUCGCAUCUGGCCCUGCUCCAGCAGCAACAUCACGAACUAACGCAACAGGCGCAGCACCAGCAGGCGGCAGCGGCUGCGGCGGCUGCCUCGUUAGUGCAAUCCCCGUCACCGUCACAGCACUAUGCACCCCACCGGACGGGGCCACCACUGGAUCAGCUCCUCGAGCCACCAGAUGGAGCGUCGCCGAUGGAACUCGAAUUUGCGGCCGCCGUUGCGGCGCAGGCCGCUGCCGUCGCUUCCGGUAAUGCGGCCGCCGCCGAUCAGGGCAACGUGGUGCUGUGUAAGUUCUGUGGUAAAAGUUUCCCCGACGUGUCUUCGCUCAUCACCCAUCUGCCGGUGCACACCGGAGACCGGCCGUUCAAGUGUGAGUUUUGCGGUAAGGCGUUCAAGCUGAGGCACCACAUGAAGGAUCACUGUCGGGUGCAUACAGGCGAGCGACCAUUUCGUUGCGGGAUGUGCGGCAAAACGUUCUCCCGCUCGACGAUCCUGAAGGCGCACGAAAAGACGCACUACCCCAAGUACGUGCGGAAAUUCCUCUCGCCGUCACCGAUCGAUGGGAAGGACGAAUCGCCCCAAUAGUGUGAAGAUCUGCAUCUGCUGAACUUCCUCCUGCUAUACAACCUGCAGCAUCAUUGUGAUAUGUACGGCUUCACCUGAACGGCCUCCCCAAACAUCCGAACACAAACACACACAAAACCAUGAGGUUUUGGACCUCGUUGAAAUAGAGAUGAAGAUACCCAACAAAAAAGCAGGACAGCAGCAGCAGCAGCAGUUGCAACAUCGUGGGAAGCGACGCACAGGGAGGAGUCCCCGUACACAAAAAAAACUUUAAACUUACACACACUUGUAAUCUACCAUACGGGACAACAAGAGAAGCUAUUACGAAACUAAUAACCAGACAUCCCCUAAAAAUAUGCCCCUUACACUGAAGUGGUAGAAAUCCUCUCGCCCCCCAACUCCUCAAGAUUGUUAGGAUGAACCACGCGAGUAAUGAAGCAAUAUAUAAAGAUUUAUUUUAUAUAAGCGAUAAUCUUUGAGGAAAGUUUAUACACAAAACCACACCACACACACACGUAUGUAAUUAAUAUUGGUGCUAUUUAUACCAAUAAAUUCUUAACAGGUAAGGCGCGAAUGAUACCGAACAAACAAUAGACACAGGUUCGGAUUUAAAAACACACACACACAAAGACGGACGCAAAAUUAAAAAAAAAAAAACAAACACGAGAGGAUGUCAGCUGACUGAUGUGUGUUCCGUCAAUUUCAAAUUCGAUGGAGGUAAUCGUUGACCCCCUAAAUUGAUAGUAAGAUAAAUCGGGCAAUUUGGCCGUGAAGCUGGCGAGGGCGCUCUCUGUGAAGGUUCCGCGGUGGACGAAUUUCGAGGUCGUUUUGUUUUUUGACGAUUUUGGUUGAGCGUUUUGGGACGAUAGCGAAGUCAUUGGGUUAGGAAGAAAUGGGUUUUUAUGUUUGUUUUCAACACUAUAAUUGCGGCUGUACACCACGGUAAUUUAUUAACGAGUUUCCCACGUUUAAUUUAAUUUGAUUAAUUAAAUUCUCACAGAGAAAUCAAGAUUUUUUGUAUGUUUGUAUUUAUACAUAAUUUAAUGCAGCAAGAUUUCUAUCUGUUUCAGAACUGUAGCUAAAGCUGAAAAAUUGAAGUCAUUUUCUAAUUUCUUUGCAAUAAAAACGAUAAAUAAUUUUUGACUUUUACAUACAGAAGUGCUACUAAAUCUCACAUAUGCAUUAUUGCAAUGACCUGUGUAAAAUUGAGAGACUCUCUCUAUCUCUUUAUUUACUUUCUUGUUCGAUUAUUACGACGUCACCAUAGAGCUUUCCAAUAAUGUUCCAGUGCAUACAGCGAUGCAAAAGAUGCAGACAUAACUAUAUUUUACAGACUUAUGACAGUCUCUCACACACCUGCUGCCAGAUCCAGAUAUCUACAGACUUUGUAAACAGUAAUGGACUGUUUAGCAAAAUUGUACUAGAAUGACUGUAUUCCGAACAUGAGUCAUUCCUUCAAAAUUAUAUUCUGUUUUCAAUAUACAAUGUUAUAAUGAAAAUAAGAUUUAUACAACCAGCUACGGACGUUAUGAAUAUUCCUUUACAGACAUUACACAAACAAUAUGGCACCACUGUUUCGAUAAGCUUUUAAACGUAAAUGCAAGUUACUAACGGAAGAGGAAAUAAACAAAGAGAGGCUCUCAUUUGCACAUAGUGCCAUUUCAAUAAAUUUGUUUGAAAUGUUUUCUAGCAAACUUUUUCAAAUGAUCCUACGAGCAAAUAAGGCCUCUCUUUGAUUACGUCCUCUGUCGCUAAUAUCUUGGUAGUAUAUACGUUUACAGCUAAACUCUUUGCAUAAUAUGCUAAUCGAAAUCAAAGUCCUUCGAUAUGUACGGAAACAUACUGCAAAGUUUUAUGGUGGUUUUAUUUGCUAGCUAUAACCGAAUUACCAUUCAAUUCUCUUAUAAAUUCUAUUAAUCCAACUCCAUUGCUACGAAGCCAAAACGACCCAAAACUGUUGCGAAACAAGGAUCCCGAAACCGUCCUUAAAAACUGGUGCAGAGAGCCUCCUCGGGAAUCACAUAUACAUAAUUAAUUGAGAAAAGACAUCUGUGAUCUUAUUGAAUAUUAAUUAAUUGAGUUAGUUAUUAAUUAUUGUCUACCCAAGAAGGCCGAAUGCAAACUGCAGAAGUAAGCAAACAUAACAAACACAGCAGUAAACUGGAGACAAGUGUGGGUACUCUCCUCGUAUGCGACCAGCAAUAGCAAAUCUUGUAUGAUUUAAGGUGUACUCAAGAUUUUUCCUCACUAUUUUUUUCCUGGCAAACGCGUGUGACCAUAACAAUUUUCCCAAUUUGUACUCGCAUUAUUCAUCCUCUUUUAGUGUUUUGUUUUACUGCUGUGCACAGCACCGAAGCAAAUUUAAACAUAGUUUUCUUGUUAUCAUUUUAAGACAGAUUUUUCAUAUACUUUUAGUUUCAACAGUCAACAGCAGUUGAAGAACAUAUUUUUGUAUCACCUACCUACUGGAACAGAGGCAAAACCAUGCCACCAUAGACAGGAAAAACAAAAACAAACAAACGAACGAUCCGAGACAGACGGGUUUCGAUAAUUCGGUUAGAUGUGAGAAAGCGAAGAAGCAUUACGUUCCUUAUUAUCUUUAAAGUGUUUAGUUUUAGUGAUUGAAAAUUACCCCUUUAGUACGGUUAUUUGAGUAAGAAGAAGCGGAAAGCGAAGCAUACUAUUUAACGAAGCAAAAGUGUAAAUUUACUUUCGAGUAGCUGCUCCAAAAACUUUUAGAGAGGACGUAAAAGUUUAUUAAACAAAAUAUCAAAUAUCCCGAAACAUGAUACUGUUCUUUCGAAAGUAAGCUACAUUAAGCAAAGUAAAAAGUAACAAUUUAGAACUAAAACAAAACAGCACACCCUGUAGUCAGCGUGCAUGAUGAGAUAGUAGAAAUUUAGGCGAAAUUAACUCUAGUUGCAUAUCAUAAGAAAAGUAAUCACAAUUACAAUAAAAAAAAACAAACACUCAUUCGAUUAUUUCCGCACUGGGAAGCAACUCCAGGCCAGAUACUAUUCUAGUUCGGAAAUUACUUGUAUAUUUUGGGUUAAGAUUUUUAGGCAAACUCACACCCCCCUUCGAAGGUGGAGGAGAUAAUCAAAAUUGACUGUUUCGGCCCCCCACUCUCACCCGCGUAUAGAAAAGACUGUUCGAAAGUCAUAUUUAGUAACGGAAACCAAAGUUCAAAAUUAUCGUUUCGGCAAAACCGUGUUGUGAUAUGGAGAGAUGAAAAAAAAAACAAAAAAGCCUAGUUCAAAUUUACGUUGUUAAGUUAGGGAGAUUGAUUCUUUUCUAGUAUUUGUUGAGUAAGAUUAGUUAAAAAAUAUUGGCGACUUUUUAACACACAAAACCAUGCAAAAAAAAAACAAAUGGGAAAAAACUAUGACGGGAAAAGGCUAGUUUCUGAAAAGAUUAUUUCUGUUGCGUAACUAUUGGCUGUGAUUAAAAUGAACAAUUUACGUUUUAACUUGAGUGAAGAAAAAACCAAUACAUCAAAAAACGAGUAAUAUUAAGUAACUUAAUUAUAGGACGAUUGGCACGCACUUGUUUCGAACUUCAUGGAUCUCAAAAUUCGAUGUGAUUACGUUUUAGCUAUUUAGCCACUCAAACUACAUUAUUUUCGGCAAAUUUUGGUACAAAAAAAAAUUAAACUAUUUUAGGCUUAAACAAAAAACCAAACAUUCAAAAUUUACACCGUAAUUGAGUUAUUUAAUAUCGCCAUCAGGCGUUCCCGAGCAUGUGUGUACUACUACAUUGCAUUUUGGUGUUAAAAAAACGCACAACCACGCAACGCGUAGUUCUCCUCCACUUUGAAUCUUUAGAAUGCUGUAAUUUAGGCAAGCCACGAAGGCAAAAUUCUCAAUUUGGGUUGGCAAGGGAAAACAAAUGCUAGCGAAAUCGAAAAGCGGUCGAUCAAUUUCACCAUACAUUCCACAGUUUGAUAGGGUCUACUUGUAAACACACAUAGACACGGACACACACACACAAACACACAUGGGCACGUAUGCGUGGACAGAUGUACUUUGAUUUAAACAAAGAUUGAAAUUGGGGUGCGGUCUAUGUAUAAGACUAUUUUUGGAAUUUUGGAUCAAACAAAAAAAAUGGUUGAGAUGCAAAUUGAUAUGAUAAAUUUUUUGACGAGAAUAUUAUUUCCAGGAAUGAAGAAUCCGUGUUUGAAAAAAAGUGCUUCGGUACAAAAGUAUACUCAAAUAUUUAGUGAGGCUUAGAGAGGCAUAGUAAGUCUUGCCUAGCUCUUCGAAAACACUGUUAUUCCCUAAUUCUGUUUUCGUAAUUUCAGCAGCAAAUGAAAACUUCGCGACUGUGUUUAUUUAAACCAUGCUCAUCAUUGUUAAACUUAAAGACGACGAACCUUUGUAUAAAGAUUCGAUACCGAGUUUUAUGCAAAUCAUAUCACACUCACACUACUUGUGGGUUUGUUUUCCUUCAGCUGUCUAUCAUACGUAAAACUGUCAUUCUCCUGUGCGCCAAGUUAAACAUAGAAUUACUCAGAAAGUAUUUAUAUUUUUGAAAUGCUCUGUGCUUCUGCAAGUUACUUCGGACACUACAAAUACAGGUCCAACAUAAAAAUAAUCAUACUAAUAUAGUUACACAUUAGAAAGUACUCUGUUUACCAUUUACCUGCGUUAACCACUCCGCCAUCGAGGAACUGUGAUGGUGUCAUCACAUAUUGCCAACAGUAUCGUGAUAAGAGGGAGAGGUGACGAUCUGCUUAUAGGAGACAUUGAGGGUCGAUGGGUCAAUUGGGAGGAAUUGGAGGCUGCGGCGGUGAUCACGAUAGUGUCGGGAAUAUGUGAUGACAUCAUCACCUGGUGGAAUGACCUCUUUUUUUACAAUGGAGAAGACGUUUAUGUACUAACCCAGUACACGUGCUAUUAGUAGGUGUCCAAGCUACCACACGGGGUAUACUGGGGGCGAGUCGGGCUCGAAUGGUGACGCUGCCAUUAAUACCGACUAAACUCCAUUGGGCUCCGCCAUCGUUCCCUCCAGAGAAUACCUCUCGGUAUUACUUCUGGGGGGAUGGCUGUACUUGAUGUACUCAUUCACUUUCACUCACGCGUUCAUACGUCCUGUAUGAGGCUUACUUGGGUGCUCUCUCUCUCGCACCUUGAUUCAAUCUCUAACACUCCACAUGAGGCUGACUUUUGUGCUCACCUUUUUCGUUCCUUGCGAGGCUGACUUGUGUGCUCACCUUACUCAUUCCUUGCUAGACUUACUUUUGUGCUCGCCUCUACCAUACCAUGUGAGGCUGACUUGGAUGAUCACCCUAUCACAUGGUUCACUCUCGAUCGUACCACUCAAUUAUACCCCUGUCGCUCCCCCUUGCAUCCCAUGUGGGACAUUUUUCUUAGGCCUCACUUCUGACAUACCAUGCGAGGCUGACUUGUGUGCUCACCUUUUUCAUUCCUUGCUAGGCUUACUUUUGUGCUAGCCUCUACCAUACCAGGUGAGGCUGACUUGUGCUCACCCUUAACAUACCGUGUGAGACUGACUUGGAUGCUCACCCUUUCACUCCUCUGCCACGCCACGAGGCAUCGAUAGCUAAGUCCCAACAUACUACGCUACGACCCUCCCAUCUUGGCAUGAGGCAGUCCACAUAUAUGCCUAUACACUCGCUCUUCUGCCUUGCUUCGGAGUGGCUGGGUUUACCCCUUACGCGGUUGCCAGUCGCUGCGCCAAACCUGCCUCAGCAUGGACAGACAAUUCACUCAGUUUUUUUUGCGCUCGGUGGAAUGACCUCUGAAACAUCAGAACAGCAAAGGUCCAAGGUUGCUGCCUUGGAACACACCUGACAUAUUGAUAAAACUGUACGAGUUAUUAUUCCCAAGCUUUACAAAACGACCGAUGAGAUGAUAUGAUAUGAUUUGAACCAUUCGGUAAAGUCAGAUGACAUUCCCAGUUGCUUAAUCUUUGAAAGCAGAAGGGAGUCAUCUUCACGGUAUACGGUAGCUUUGAGAUUCGUGUAUACUGUAUCUAUCUGGGAUCCUCCUAGAAUUUUGUUAAUGCAUACAAUAUAAAGCAAACUGAGCCAAAUUGGUUGGUUCUUGUUGAUCUACCUGAGAAGAAACCAUGGCGAUACUUUGACAUGUACUCUUUUGUUUAAUGGAACAGAACAUUUCCUGCUAGAAUCUCAAAGAACUUCGAUCAAGCUCAAAGGGAAGUUAUACCUCGAUAGUUUUCAACAUUUUGCAUAUCUCCUAUUUCAAAAAUGGGAAACACUGACUCGCGCAUCGCUUAAGAACAACAGAGAUGAUGCCAUAUGGCCCUGCCGAAGUUGAUAAUUUCAGCAUACUAAUAGCAGCUACAAUGUCUUCGUCGGAAAAUCUGUUUUUUAGCAAUACAUACUUGAUUUUAUUCAGUUUUUGUUUCAUAAUUGACUAGUAUAACCUGUCGGUAGAUGAAGCAUUGCUUCUAAUGGUACAGUGGGUGUUGAUAUCAAGGCGCCUGUGAUUGAAAGGAAGGUUAGCCCCUGAAAUUUAAUUAGUUUUGUUUGGACGGUCAUUUGAAUAAUUUUGGACUACCAUACAAUGGAGGAAGAUGUUAAUCGUUGUCUAGUAAUUGUAGUGUAGAAUCAAUAAACUAACAUCGGUUUGAGACCCUAGAUUUUCCCGAAGAGGUGAUCAGCGUCAAUAUCACAUCAUGCACGUCCAAAGUGCUGUUGUCGCUUUAUUGAUAUCCUAGAUCAUGUGCGAGUUCCAAUUCAGGUUUUUGUCUGGGAUGACACCUAGGUGUUUCGCUUCUUCUCCCUACUUAAUUGUAGUUCCACUGAGUUGGUGGAAGCAACAUCAGUUUUCUCCUGUUGGAAAACGGUACAAUGACUAUUUAUGCAGGAUUCACAUUGAAUCUGGGCUUGAGAGAACUAACUAACUAAAUCCGAUCACUUAAUACAGAUGUGUUUCCCCCUCGCUAUUAGUGCUAUAUCCACCGCGCUUCUUUCCUUCUAUCCCAAGCGAGUAAAAUAAUGUGGAAGCAGCGGAACCUGACGAUUUCUUGCAUUUCAGUAGUGGUGCUCCAAACAGUAUCCGUAUGUAAUACCAAAACGUACGCAGAUUAAAAACCAAAAUAGACGCAUUUUUCGUGGCUGGUUCGGAAGCUGAGUAUGACAUAAUAUUCCUAACGGGAGCCUGACUGAACCACCAGAUCUAUUCAGCGCAGCUAUUUGGACAUUGAUACGCCGUUUUAAAAAAUGAUAGAUUCCUUCUUCAGUCCUAGUCCAGCAUCCAUCGCCAACACAUUCAAACAGUUGUGGGUUGAUGGAGAUCGGCGAGUACCAAUAAAUACGUAGAAUUGUUGGGUUCAAUAUCAUCAUAUUUAACCCCCAUACUCCCACUAUUCCGUUCAGUGACUAUAACCAGCUCAAUCUGUAUUGGUUUCUCUGCUGUGCGCUUUUGGAUGUGUUUAACUUGUAUGGACUCUCUCAAAUGAACACGUUACUGAAUCGGAACGAAUGUCCGCUGGAUCUCGUACUCGCAAAUGACAUUGCUUUACCGAUCGCUGCAAUUUUCAUCGCUCAUCAAGUCCCUGAUUGAUCUUGAUGCUGAUCACCCAGUUCGCCAAUCGUACAUAAUUACCAUGUUUGCGCUAGCUCUCUAACACAAGUAGAGCACUUUAAGGAUCUUGGGGUCACUCUGGAUCGUGACAUGACUUUUAUACUUCACGAUGAUAUUCUACCAAAGGUAAACCGACAUUUGGAAUUUAUCUUCAAACUUGCAGUGGUGUUUCAAGAUCCUUUAUGCUUAAGAUUGUAUUGUAAACAAAUAUCUAACAAUCUCGAAACCCAUUGCGCCUAGGUCAUUGAGAAGAUCAUUCAUUACUAACAACAUAGAGGUGAUGGGACACAGUUAUUGUCGUAUUGUCGGUACUUGUUAAGCGAAGCAUUGGAUAAGUGCUCCCUUCGAAUGGUCUACUAAUUUUCUCCAUCAGUUGCAGGGGUGUUGAUGUCAAACUAAUAGGUCUACAUAUCGACCUUAGGCAGUGUCAUGUCUUUUUUUGCUUGUCUUUGGGACUAAUAUUACUCUAAGUUUUCUCCAUGAUGAUUAAUAAAUCCGGGAGAACUAUAGCUCGAUUUUUGUAGCAAAUAUUGCAAAGAAAUACUAUUAGUGCAGGGCGAUUUAUAAUGUUCGAUGGAGUUGAUAAACCAUUUAAUAAGUGUGGCCAUUGUGACGCCUUAAAACUGCAGUUAGGAUGGAGUUCAUCGCAACACUGACCUAUUGAAGCUUCGUUAAUCGAACCAGGAAAGUGGGUCAUUAGAACUUUCAGUGUUUCACCAUUGUCAGAGAUCCACCUCCAUCAUUUCUUCACUUCACAUUCGCGCGAUCCUUCGAAAAGGUUUUUUGAAGGUGAACUGCCUCUGGUAAGUUUCCCAAGUCAACGUUGUAUGUAGUACCUGUCCUGUGAUCAUAGUUACCAGUAAUUUUCGCUUUGUUGAACAGACGCCUAGCUUCCUUCCUAAGUGUUGCCAGCUUUUCGUCCCAGCACAAAACAUCGCGAAUGUAGGUUCAUUUCCCUUCUUGCAUUAAUUGACAUCACUUGACGAAAGGUACUGAAGAAGGUACUCACCUCUGCUAUUUAUGUCCGUGCUGCCCAUAUUGUAUGAGGUGUGUUGGCAUCCUUCAUCAUAUGAUGAAGGACUUGUUUAUGCUUCUGUAGUACUUCUUAUGAGCGCAUCGAUUUCGAAGGGUAAUGCUGUAUUCGAAUCGCCAAUGAAGUAAACAAAUGCGAUCACCAUCUCCUGCUUGCCCAUAGCGGUCGAUACUUCCGUUUUUGCAAUGACGUCUCGUUGAGUGAAUCCUGUAAUAUGAAUAAAUUUCAUAACUCCUUUUAUCAAAACAGCAGCGCUAGGAAUUGGCUGGUCUUCGGAAUAUACUAACUUCUGAGGUAAUGCCUUUAAACCAAAGAUUUUCUGUUUGUUGGCCGACGACUCUUGUAUUCGAGCGAUGCCUAGACGCUCGUUUAUGAACCUUCGGGAUGGGAAUGGAGCUUCCUUCAGUUGGAGCUUUCUGGGCUUCCCAAAAACUUAGUUCAGCUGGUUGUGCUGGGAGUUUAUCAGUUUUAAUUAAGCCACAUCUACCAUUAACAGGAGCUCUACCGUUUUAAGGACUGUGCUUUUUCACGACACUUCAGUGUUCUGCGCAGAAUUUGUCAUUCUGGUUCGGCACCAGAUUUUUUCUUUUGACCUGUCGAUGAUUACGGGAAAAUACCCAAUGUAUUGGAAUCGCCAUAACUUCAACAGCCUCUAACGUAGCGUCUUUCUGGGAGUUGAUCGCAGCUGUGGUGUCCUUUUUUGUUGUUUUUCUGUCCUAUUUGACAUUCGCUUCUUUGUUGGUGGUACUGGUUGUUGGCUUGGUGAUAUUGGGCAUAGUUGUUAUUGAGCGAAUAUUUGUUCCUACCAAUCCGUAAAUAUUAGGUUUGCAGCCGUCACUGGUUGUUUGGAUUCAGUCAGCUGGGCAGUAGUCAACGUUUAACGCUCCUAUUUUCGUUUCUAUACGUAUACCUAAAAAUGAAACAAAUCAAAUUAGCCAACUCGGUUCAUCUUACCCACACUAACAUUAGCCCGUUCCCCAAACAUACAGACCUUCAAACCUUCGCACUUAUUCACUAAUUUAUUAAAUUACCUGGGUUUCAUAAUAAAGAUUACCUUGCAGGUUUAGCCAAAAAAGGCUCAAUAGUCCAAUUGCAUGGGAAAGCCCAAAUUGAGAAAUUUAAUCAGUUUUCAAUAAUAUUUCAAAUGGGGUGGGCAAAGCGUCGUUGGUAAAUCGAUUACCUUGUACGCAGCUCACCUGGGUUCGAUUUACAACCCCACACAUAGGGUUACAGAUUUUUCCAAAAUAGAUUUCUCUAACCCGAAAAGAGGCGAAUAACCCUAAGGUUAAAACCUCUAUAAUCAAAAUUUAAAAAAAGAAUCAAGACAACGACAGUAAGCCAAAAUUUCAUUAGCAGAGAUUGUCUCUGGCAGCACUGCUCAAGCGGAACCCAUUGAUAACAGCAGAACACAUAGGCCUGAAGGGGUUAAAAUUGACAUUAACUAAAUAAAACAUGCGACAACAAAAAUACACUUGGUAACACCAAAAUUAACCAUAAUAAACGAUACCAAAAUAGGUGCGCAAGCGAUUAGAUACACGAUCCUAAGCGUAUUUUAAUUUGUUCCAGGCAUGUCAGUAUUAAAGAUAAUUGAAUAACGAAAGCUACAUCAACAUACAUUGUUUUGCAAAAGCUGGACAUUUCUCGUCAAACAAUUUAUGACAUAAUUUUGCUUAUAACACCCACAUCACCACAUUGAUUACCAUUAACUAAACAGAGUUCCACGCAUACAAACACACCGCCUCUACGGAGCAAAUCAAGAAAAAGAACUAUUCAACUAAUCAUUUAUAAAAUAAAAAAAAACUAUCAGAAACACCCAACAGACAGACGAGUUGAGAACGGAAAAUAUUUCUGAAAUAUUUUGUUUACCAUAGCUGAAAGUUCCUUUUUGUUAAUUCUGUUGUUUAGUAUAAUUUUUAACUUAAAUUAUUAUUUUUUGUUUUAUUUUUAUUGUGACCAGCAAACAGACGAAUGUGCUAACAACUACCACUACUUGUUUUACACUUAGGCAAACAGGUUCAAACAGGCGCGCGUAACACGAGAAAUAGUUUAGGUAGGAGACAGAUAGGAAGGUGCAGAGGCAAACGGUAAAUAGCAACCAACACGCAUACAAAGCAAGCAAGUUCACGCAGUUACAAAAACAUAAACCAUCUGCGAAACGGGUGGAGAACGCAAGGAAACAAAAUAUAAAUAUAUUUAUUUUUCAUAUAUUUACAUGAUAAUUUCAGCAGAUUGAAAGUUACAAAAAGGCAGAAAAAAAGUAAAUACAAACAAUAUUGAAUAAAGCAGAACCAUACUGAACCGACAUGCAGAAAUACAUAUACAUUUUCUUAAGGAGUAACAAACACAGUUGAGCUACCAGCAGGUGGCAUAUUAUGAGGAAAAAAAUUGAGAAUUUUGUUUAUUCUGUACCAAGCAGCACAUCCUGAGGUUUGGAUAUGACAAAAAUGACAAACUGGAUCAUGCUUUAGGAUAUGAUUCCGUUACAAUAUGAACCCAUAAGCUCGUGUGUAAAAAGUAAAUGAUGUAAUAUUAAUGAAAAAUCAAUUAUUAUACUAAAUCUAUAUACAUAAACUAAGAAAUUAUUUUAGUACUAUUAUAAUAGUAAGUAUAUGCGCAAGGUAAACAAAAAAACAAUUAUAGCAAUAAUUAUCACUUAAAAUAUCUUGCAAAUAAAAAGAAAAUACAAAAAGAAUUAAACCAUAGGAUUUAAAGGUAAGAACAUAGAACAUAUUUAUAUGAAAAAAUAUACCUUUUAUACGAAAGCAUGAAAAACUGAAAAAAUAAACAUAUAACACUUAACAACAGUUACACACGCAUACAAAGGUAAACUAGUACAUGCGAUUCUCACUUUGGAUACACCGACACACUAUAAACACCCGCAAAACACGCACCGUCUACACACUCACACCAUCACGAGCAUCUCGUCUUAGGGCACCCUUUCGGCGAGGCACAUUAGGCACGUAACCAUCGAACCUGAUAUUUCAACUUUUUCUCCUCAGACCGAAAAACGUAUCAACAUUGAAAUUUGCUAAUAACAAAACUCUUUUUCUAUUAUAUAAAAUCCGGUCGCCAACACGACACCCCCCACACACACACACACUCUCAUACCCACACAACUCGCCACCCACGACGUUCUAUAAAUAAACCCGAACAGACUCGGUUAUUCGGCAAUCACAGAGAGGCGGUCGCGAGCUGCCUGCGCACGGCAGAGUAGCUUCCCAACCUUAAACACAUACACAUACACAAAAACAAAUUCGACUGAAAUCGAAACCUGUCUGGCGCGCCUGGUGAGAAUCAUACCCACGGAAUGAGAUAAGCGGAUGCGGUUAGAAGUUUGCAAACAGCAAGUUUUCGAUUUCUAGUCAAUUUGUAGCUUAGAGUGCCUCUAAAUAAAAGUAAAAAUGGAAAUAUAUAAAGUUGAAAUAGUUUUGAAACCAAUAUUAACAAAAGAAAAAUGAAAAAAUAAAUAAAUCGUAGAAAGCAGAAAAACAGAAAACCAUAGAUCGUAAGAUUGAUCAUAUUACAAACACACAAUAAAGCGAAGACGAGCGAAAAAAAACUGUUUGGAAUAAAACACCCAUACAUACAUACACUUAGCAGAGAGGAGAAGCGGUUCUGUGCAGAUUGCACACGAGCGCACUGUUCAAGAGAAGCUCAGUAGUAGAAACUCCCACAGUGUUAAGGCAGCAGACAAAAAAAAUGCUUCAGCGUUCAUGGCAACCCCUGAUGAUUGCAUUUUUUGACAUUUCGUGGCAGCGGCCGUGGAAGCGGUACCUUGCUCGGUGUCGCUUUUUCAGUUCGAUUAAAUUCGCAUAAGAUAAUACACAAUAAUCUGUGAUUUUGAUAAUAACAAAAUAAAACAUUAACGGAGAGAUGUUUGGAAGUUUUUACGGAAGAGAAAACCUUUUCGGAAGUCUAAAUUCGAAAUUUCGGAAAACCAAUAACAGUAUAAGUAAACGGAAAACGAUUGGCUGUAACAUUUUUAGGAACUGAACGCUUUAUUUGGCAUUUAUAUUUUCGGCAAACGAUACUAGUCAAAAUUCAAAAUUGUGUACCAAAAUUUUAGCUUUAUUGUUAUUAUCAUAAUUCAAUUCUGUUCAUUUUUUUAUACAAAUUUGGCAUAUUGUGUAAGAAAACAAAAACAUACUGAACUUUACCGAAAAAGUAAAGGUAAAAUUAUAUAAAAUCAAUAAAACAUAAGUUAAGACUCUGCGUUUAAAACAAAACAUGAAAACUGAGUAAAAAUUAGUUCGAUUUUGGAUGGCAUACAUUGUAAGUGUAAAACAUAUUUAAAGUAUAUAAAAUCUGAAAAGCGCAACGGCGACGACUGCACAGUAGACGAGUGAUUCCACAGGGUGGCUAGAGAACAAAAAAUGACGCGCACGCUGAAAAUGAGUUUUAGGCUAAUAAAAAAAGAUUGAUGAAAAAUGGUUGGCUUAUAAAAUGACAAGAAAUAGACAUGUUUCUCGCAUGGUAUCCGACUUUCUUCUACAUGUAUAGUGAGGCUUUUUUGUACCUUUUCGUUGAAUCUAAGAAUAGCUUACCGAAAAUACACCUCCCAGUUUAGUUGUAAUAGAGUUAAUUGUUAAACUCAUGGAAUCAACCAACAAUAAGCAGUACCAUUCGGAUCAGUUUCAGUUUUUCUUUCAGCGUAAAGUGCUACCAGUAUUUCAAAUCGCAAUACCACACAAACAUACUAACUCACACGAACACAUACAUACAACAUAGAACAAGAAGGAAUAAAGGAAAUAAUAGCUCAGGGCAACUCAAAUUCUUCCAUAAUAUAUCAAUAGAGAAACAAGACAAAACAAAACCAACACCUUAAACAAAACCGAACAAUUAAAACAAACCACAAACAAAAAUGGCAAAAAACGAAAGAAACAUGAGAAUCCGAUAGCAUUGUACAUUGUUCGAAAUGAAGCAAAAUAAAACAACAAAUCCGAUAGAGCAAUAAACAGAAUAUAUAUUUUUUAACAAUCCAUAGCCGACUGCAAGCAAACGGUUUGAAUUCACAAACUCCACAGAACCACGUAACAAAGGGUAAAACAAGCGAUUAGUGCUUGUUUCCUUCUAAUUCCCUAGCCCCGAAUGGAAGAUAGUUUUGUUACUUGUUCAAACACUCCAUCCACUAACCCAUAGAAAACACCCUCUCAAAUCAUAGCCUUAUGAAGGUUCACUGGUACAACUGGUAUACAGAGAAAGACAUAGAAGAAUGCAAUAGAACAAUUCAUCAUUGAAGUUAUCAACUGAACUACUAAAAAAACGGAAGAAUUUACAGCAACAACAACUCAAAUAACCUCCAAUCCUUAGUUUCCGAGAUGAGAAUGAUGCAACAUCAAGUGUUCUUUCAUAUUAAACGGCAACAAUGAAAUCUGCGAUAAUUACAGCGGGCAGAGCAAGAUACACAUACAUAUAUACUUGUUCAAAGACGAUAAUUGAUUAUUUGCAAUAGUUAUACUGAUGAACUGUGAGAGCGCAACAGGAGAAAACAAACGUAAACAAUAGAACUGGUGAUUUUUUUACAUAUACAACAUUACAAUUGUUAAGAAGCAAACAAACAAACAAUAGGCGUUAUAUAAAUAAAACGAAACAAAAAACUAACUCAAUCCUUAUUUGCACAGUGUACUACAAAUAUUACUAUAGUAACGAUGACAGGAAGUAAACGAAAGCGAGAGAUACAAAACUACACAAACAAUAGAUUUCAAAACCGGAAUAGGUUCGUUUUUACAACAAUAGCUAAAACAAAGUUACAGAAAAAAAACAAACAAACAAAUAACUCAUUCUCAUAUUAGUUAAUACAUUUGAUUUUAACAGCAGUGGACACUUGAUAACAAUGAUGCUCUAUUCCCUCUUUGAAAAAAACUGACAGCGGAAAGUAGUUCGAUAGUGUUAUAAAUAUGUGUUAACGGCGUUGAUUUUAUGGUAAAAAUACUCGACAUAUUAAUCUUUUGUUAAUUAUUUAUCUGUUAGUGACAUUCCAAUCGAGCACGAGGCUUGUCAGAAACAUUCAAUUCGAGAAAAAACUCUUCGAAUUCUUUUCGAACGAGUGCCUCUGACAGUUCUCGUGUUCGAUUGGAAUGAUACUGACAGAUAAAUUAUAAACAAAAAUUGAGAUGUCAGGGCCUCUUUGAUCUGUGCCGGGUUUUAUUGUUUGUAUUGCUUAUUGAUUUUAUCAGUUAGCACAGUUUGAUAGACCAUUGCACGAAAAUGUAUAACCUCACUUUUCUGACAGUUCACAGAGCUUGUUCACAUGGACUUCGAAUUCGAACCAAGUUUUUUGUACUGGGUGGAAUCAAAAAUAUUCUAACACCAUGUAAACAAGUUCGCUGAACGUCGAGCAUUUUUACUCAUAUGACGUCAUCUUGCAAUGUCCCAUGCAAAUGGUGGAUGGUAGUGUAUAUCGAUUUCUUUUUCGUUCAAUAAAGUGAACGAAGACCACAUUUGAGCGAAGUGUCAAAAUUGCAGCCAAGCGAACUGCCAAAAAGUGUAGCCGAGUGAACAUUUGGUGUUGUAAGAGAAAGUAAAGAGGGAUACCCAUACAAAGCUUAUGGGAUCUUCUGUGAUGCCAGUUUAUAUUCAUGAUGGCUGGUUUGACUGUUUUUGUCUUCCCAAGUUGUAAAGCUUCUGUAGUUUCUUCGUAGGGGCAUGAGUCAGCAUUUAGUCGAUACAGUUCAACUUUUGAAAUAUAACAACAUAUUUUUUUCAAUUCUUGAAAUUUUAGAGUGAUUUUUAUUUGACACUCUCGACCUUACUUGACAGUAGCUUCAGCCACAAGAUAGUUAACCCAACGAGGAGAUCGGGGUUGUAUGGAAGGUCUAGCCUUCCCCUAUUUUCAAUAACUUUACUGCUCUAUGCUGAAAACCAUAUAUAUCUUGCUGUUUUUCUAAUGUGAAAAAAUCUCAGGAAUGAAAAGGAACCUUUGCAACCUUUGUCCGAAUACGAGAAGUUGGUAUUCUAGAGCGAUUUGACAUUCAAAUUAAAUUUUGCCAAUUUCACGUGCAUAUAUCUCUAUUUCUCCUCAAUCAAUUUUCAUAAAACGUACCUUAUUGAACUUGUAAAAUUCUCAGGAACAAGAUUCCUCACCGAUAAAAUCCAAAAACAUUAUAUUUUUUGACAUUUAGUUUCUACUCCAGAUUUUUGUGUUUAAAUUCCACAUAUCAAAUCUAUUUAACAAUAAAUUAUUAUUUAAUUUGCUACUUCUAGUGUAAAAUACGCUUAGGGAAAGUUUCAUUUCUGGAAAAAUACGGGAAGUUGAAAUAUUAGGGCAUUGAAUGAAAAAAUGUGGUUUCUAGACUAAAUAUCAAAAAAUCUGAUGUCCCUGAAUUUUACCGGUAACGAAUCCAUUUUUUAUUUCUGAAAAUUUCCCACUUGGCCGUAUUUUUCAAGAAACGAGAAUAGCUCCAUUCAAAUACUAAGGUUAUUCUUUUUGAGAAAAACGUGCGAAUUGUAAUUUUCCGAGAGCUACUGGAUAAGUUAAAGCAUUUAGCAUAUUUUUCCUCCUUAUUUUCCCAUAGUACCAAUAUCAAAAACUACAAGCGAAGUGGGAUGGGGUCUAAAAUUGUCCAAAUGAUGUGAAAUUUGGCAUCUGAGCUAAAUUUGACAUUUAUCAUAAUAUGAAAGAAGGGACUUUGAAAAUUCUAAAAUGAGUGCUUUUUACAAAAAUUUCCUGGGAAUCUUAGCAUCAGCUGCAUCAAAUAAUUAUAAAGAUAGCUAUAAUUAAUAGCUUUUUUACCAGUUCUUGCUCUGUUGAAUACAGUUAUUUUUUAUAAUUAGAUAACACGUUAAAAUAACCUGAACGACGUAAAAAUAUACAAUUCUUGGCAAUAAGCAAUAACUUUUAUUAUGGCAGAUUUUAAAGCAAAAAAUAAGACUUAAUCUCCAACAAUUUAAUUCAUGAUCAAACGGAAAUGAUUCUUUUGACUUUCCCAAAACUAGCAAGCAAUUCACAAAAAAACGAUUAAAAGGUCAAAUGUGGUUAACAGAUCGAUUAAAAAGUCUAGAAAGUCGUUGACGCAGAGUUUGUCUAGACACGUUGAAAUCGAAAGCUGAAGCAACCUGGUUGAAAAUCCUUUGUAGACCAAUGAUGACUCCAUUCAUAGGGAACAGUAGGGAGGUGUGAACACCGCCCAUAUCCGUUAAGCUAUACAUGAUAAAAAUUUAGUAACUACUGUCAAAUAUUUCUAUUGCUACGACAACACUUUUUCUAUUGGCAAAUGUUGCAUCAAUUUAUGUUAUUCAUGCUUGUAUAAUUAGUAACAUAAAAUACCACAUAAAGUGUUUUUUACUAAUAUGUAUUUGUGAUAUGCAGCGUCCCGUUUUGCAGCCACCAAAGUAAACCAGUGUAAAACAUUCGUUGGAUAAUUGCUUUUCCUUGCACAAAAAAUAGAUGAAUUCAGUGAAGACCUGAUUUUAUCAGAAUCUAAUUUUAUCAGUGCCCGAUUUCCCCGAUUUUAUAUUAGCUUUUUGACCCGAUUUUGUCAGCCUUAUAUGAAAAUCGAUAGUUGGUAGAUUGAUGGGCUCUAGCAGACGAACCAAGUUGAUUUCCAGUAAAGCCUUUCUUGAGCACAUUUUUCUCAUUUUAUAUAUCCUAAAUAUGCAAAAAAAAUUUUUUUUUAUUUUUCCCUGUUAGGCCCCCUUAAUGGAAAUUUAAACUAGAUAAUCAGAAAAGGUUUUUUAAGAGCAUCGGUUUAUUAAAAAGAAAGAAAAAAAAUGUUCUGAUUUUGUCAAUGUCCCCGUUUUAUCAGCCUUGAAUUCCCCAAAGGUCUGAUAAAAAGGGGUCUUUACAGUAUUCCAUUUUUUCCCAUUCUUUGCGAUGGGUCACAACUCCCCACUAAAAUAAAAAUGCCGAUUCCACGUAUUUCAUGCAAUUUGCUAUAUCUUAAACACGAUUACUAUUAUUUUAAAUUGGUUUAGAUUUUGGAUGUAUUAAGCUAUCCUGUACUCACAACUUUCCACUGUCCCCUACUAUAAAUGGUAAUCGAAACAUUAUCUUUUUGCGUAAUAUUCAUUGUGCUACACUUAUGUUGAUUUCUUCCAUAAUAGCUAGGGCAUCUAUACGAACCUGCAAAGUGUCGGCUAUGAACAAAGCUAUAGCUGUAUUCCUUCGAACAUACAGCGGCUCCAGUCAAAUCAGCUGACGCCACGCUUCAUAACUAGGUAGUCGGCCAGGAUCUCUCCACGGUAAUCUACGGAGCGCGAAACGUAAAAAACGACGCUGUACGCUUUCAAUUCUCUCGACGCCGUUAUUGUAGUUUGGGCUCCUCGCUCCAUAUUAUAGGAUGGACCGAGAUGUAGAACAGUCGAGCGAGUUGAGACAAUAAACACUUCUUCGGGUUCACAUACACUGCUGGUCAAUAAAAUAGGUGUGAGAUAAAAGUACAUGAAAUUCUGAGUUUUCUCUAAAAAUAUGUUCAUAUUCAAAUAUUUUAUAGUUAGGCACAGUCGUAAAUAUGAAAAAGAAUACUUUUAUUUGUAAAUUAAAUGUUAUGCUUUUUUGUAACUCUUUCUUCUCCAUGAAAUCCAAAAAAGUACCUGGUCAAUGAAAUAGGUGUAUUGUAAUCCAUUGCAUUAAAAUUUUUCAAAUCCAAUGAUUUUAAGACUUCAACAUUUUUAACAACUAGUAACCUGUGUAAACUCCCUUAUUCAACCAAAUUUUAUCCAUUUGUCUUGGCAUUGAGUCAUUCAAACGCUGAUAAAUUUCCGUUGGUAUAGGGUAGCAUUCCUUUUAAGCUGCUUCCCUCAAACGAUCCUUAUUUGUGAAAUUUCGAUCGAAUAACUUCUUUUUAAGUACAUUACGUAAAUUUUCUACGGGAUUGAUGACAGGAAAUUGGCAUGGUCCGAAAUUAUAGUCACUUUAUUAUCCCGAAGUCAUUCCUUUACAUACUUCGAUGUGUGUUUUUGGUCAAUAUCUUGCUGAAACUGUCAUGUAAAGGCACAUUAUCUUUGGCAUAGGACUGCAUGACAUCCUUUAGGAUGUCCAUCCUUUAGCCUUGCAUUCGAAUCUUGCCAUUAUAGUGGCGUUGCAAAGAUUAGGACCUGCGCCAUUCCACGAAAAGCAAGCCCCAAACCUCAUUAUUCUCGCCUCCGUGCUUUACCAUAUUUUGCGUGUUGCAGAUCAAACUGUUUGCACUUUGGACGUUUAACGUUUCGUUGUGCAUCGGAGGAAAACAGGUUUACCUUUGAUUCGUCCCUCCGAAGCAUAUGUCGCAAUUUUUUGAUUCCUUCUGAACCAGGCCCAUUAACGCUGUUGAAAAGCAAAUUGCAUUUUUCUUUAAAGGCUUUGGCUUCGAAAUAGUGGAACCUUCUUAGCAAUUCUUUCUGGAGGUUUGAAAUUUUACGGCCUACAGCGAACUGUUCUCGGACCUACCACUUUUCCAAUUUGUGCUGAAUUGGUCUUGGAUGACGCGAAAGGAUCAGAUUUAGCUAAAAUUGCAAUACGAAGGUCAGCUGCUGUAGACGUCUUCUUGGGUUGUGUGCAUGUUUCCUUUUUUCAAAGGUUUUAAGGCAUUUGUAACGAAGUUUUCGGCACGCCGCAGUGUAUUCGCGAUUUAUUUAUACGUCUUAACUUCUUGAACAACAUUUUUUAGCAAAACUCGUUCCACUUGAGUGCAGUGAGAUGCUCGACCCAUUCUAUAACAAAUCUUUGACUUAUUCAACAUUUAAGUACAUUUACUAACACGCUGAAUUCAAACUUCACCAAAUAAAACGUAUAAUGGAAUUAUGUAAAAUAAUAACACGUUAAUAUAUUUCACACACCUAUUAUAUUGACCAGGCGAGAAAGCCUGUGGUAGUCUUGUUUUGCAUCUUGACAAAGAUUGCAAAUAUAAUCAGCGCCAACAACCCACUAGUAACUUGACAGAUCCCAAGGCUUCUGUGUGCGGUAGGUGUGAUAGAGACUGCUGCAACUUGGUAUGCGUAAUUGAGAGAAAAACAAAAUAAUCUAUCACACACCUAUUUUAUUGGCCAGCAGUGUACAUGCGGUUCGCGUUACACCAAUCAGCAAAAACUUGAAGCUGCUGUCGGAGAAGUCUUAAAUCUUCAAAUUAGGCGAAAAAUCUUGAGAUCAGUUGCGAAAGACAAUCGUGUAGUUUUCAGAAUUAUAUGUAUAUCAUUGAAGUAUACCAGAAACAUCAACGAUUCCAAGUGGCUUCCUUUAGGUAUUCCUGGCGUAGAAGUGAAUGUAGGAGCCUGGCAAUCUCCUAUAACAUCCGCUAUCUUUCGGUCUGUUUGGAAGGGUUUAAACCACUGCGAAACACCACGUUUUAUGCCAAUAUGGGAUUCCCUAACUGACUUGCCAUUAUAGGCAGAUAACAUGUUACAAAAGUGUCCGAAUCAAUUGUACCUAGAAACGAGUUGUUUGUUUAUCCAUAUGUGUCGUUUCAACCGGUCGACGCGAUUGAAAGUUGCUCUAGCUUUGCACAAUUUCAAUCCUAAAUGAUUGAUUGAUUUUUUUUUUAUUUAUUAGGGAGUGAAUUUGAAUUGUGAAUUCAUUCGUCACUCCUAAAUUUCGGUUUCGGCAUUUGUUUGUACAGUUCUGUGUCUUUCAGAAAACACAUAACCUGUUCUUCCUUCACGGAGUCGUUACUCAGUGCGUCUCGAAUGAAUUCGUCGAUUUGGUAAGUUUCCCUUAACCCACUAUAAUUGGGACAUCCUGUAAUGAAGUGCUCGACAGUGAGCGGUACGUCACACAUUUGGCAAUCAGUGCAGUUGCCCCCCUGGUAUAGCCCCUUUGUGGAUCAACAUUGAGUGCCCGGUUCUAAGCCUUCAGAGAACUUGUUGCUCUCUUCUUGAGUUUGCGAUCAUUCCAUUGUUUUAGAUUUCCUUUUAUUUUUCGGAGGAAUAGGGCCCGUUCGGUUCUCCAUCUAUCUUCUACUUUAUUCCAUAUUACAUCGGCAAUGUUGCGCUUGAUGUCCGGUCCUGGAACUUUGUUGGUUAGCAUUGUGCUUCUUCGGCCGAGUGCUGCGAGGCGGUCUGCUUCGUUGUUACAUUUGAUCCUACAAUGUCCUGGGAUCCAACAGAACGUUAUUUUUCUUUGCUAGCGUUCUCUGUCGCAUCUGGGUCCAUGGGUGUUUUGAAGAAUCUUUUUUCCAGAGCAGAGAGAGCGCUAACUGAGUCAGUAAAGACCACUAUCGGGUUGUUUGGGUUUGUCGUUCGUCGUGCAAUAGCUGAGUGGAUGACUAUUGCUUCAGCUGAAAAGAUAGUGUGAGUAUUAGGUAGGUGCCGUGAUUUCGAUGCCAUACUUACUGUUUCCGACUGGCAGAAGCGAGUGCCUGUUUCCGUUUGUGUGUCUGGUUUUUAAGAGAUGGCUUCUGGUUUGUACAACAGCUUUCACCCUCGGAACGAAAACUCCCGUUCGAUGGUAACACCAAUAAUUUUCGCACUUCAACGCCGCCUACCGUUAUUUUUUGCUGCCAUGGGUGGUGUCGUUGUUUGCAUACAUGGGUUGUGCUGCUUUUCUCUUCAGCCAUGCUGAAGCCGAUUUUAUUGGCCCACUCGAUUACCUUAUUGCUGUUUGUGCAUAGUUUUGUUUUCGUCCUACGGGCAUAGGGACCUGUGUCGCACAUGUAUACGCCUUUUGGGAGAUGUCGGAACACGCCGUUGAUACCGAUGAGAAAAAAUGUGACUGUGAGUACUGCUCUUGGGAUACACCGUUUUCUUCUUUAUAUGUUGAGGACAGUGAACUUCCGACUGCCAUCUGGAAUUUAAAGUCGUCCUAUAAACCCCCAGUUUUGGAGCUGUUUUAUUCUAGUUGCAGUUGAAAAUCUGAAUAGUGAACUUGCGCCUUUCGAUUUUCUCCUAUUUUCAGCGGGCGCAACUAAAGCGCAACAGGUGUAGAGGAUGGGCAAGUUGAUGCUCUAACAUAUACACAAGAUGAGCAUUAGUUGCCCACUCGAUAAUGUAACCCAGGGCCGAUAGGUAGGAACCGUUUCCUCUUCCUUUUCUGAAGGCGAAUUGCCUCUGAUAGAGCAGAUCAUUUUCUUCUGGAAUUGCAGUGAGUCUCCAGGUGAUCAUUUGUGUGUCGGUAUCCCAUUGGUGCAUCGCUACCUUUCUCUGCCUUUGGAAUAGGUAGGACCCACAUUUUGUUGAUUGCUUUCAACAGGGAUGUUUUACCGGAUAAUGGGAUAAUGGUUUCUUAACAUUGGGUAUCCAACAUUGUCAGGUCCUGUCGACUUCCCACUUUAUUUGGCGAUAGCGUGUAGCAGCUCUCUCACUGAAAAGUCCGUGUUUCAGUCCGAUAGCUGGUAUGUGGAUUCAUCGUUGAACUGUAUGGGCUGGGUUUCCUCUUUCGUUUUGAUCCUUUUUAAAGUUAUCAAUGUACCCUUUGGUAUCUGAUAACUGAGAGAAGUAUUCACCGAGGAUAUUAUAGGAGGAUAUAUCCUCCACAUCUCUGGUACUGACGCUUUAUUGUCAAUGCCGUCUAGGAACUUCUUUCAGCUGGUUCUUUUAGCUUCACGAAUUACUUGGCGGCAUUCGUUACGUGCAUCACGGAAGUUUCGUGCUCGUACUUCUGCGAGGGGGUAGUUCACCGUUUUUUGAGUUGACUGUGGGCUUUUCUUCCUUUUUUAACGGAAUCGUUGACUGUGGGACUCCACCAGUGGACGGCUUUUUACCUGGUUUUAUCGAGGAUUGCGGUAUGCUUGUCAUUGCUGCAGUGUCCAUUAUUUCACCUAGUUUUUCAAGCGAUAAAGGUGUAUCCUGACAUAAAUUUUGGUCAAGGUGGUAUAUUGUCGCCAGUCGGCUUCUUCCAAUUUCCAUCUCCGUCAUCUUGUUGUCAUAGGUGGUUCAUCAUUUUCUGUGAUGGUGAUCGGAAAAUGGUCGCUCACAUGUGCGUCUUUUUAUGGAUUGCUUGUGCGAUAGUUUGGUAUACGCUUUCACCUGAUUUCUGAAGCCAUGUGUAAUUUCCGGCCCACUGGUUAUAUAUCGUCAUGCAGACUGGUGAAAUGAAUGUGAUGAGUAGGUGUAGAUCACUCCAUUUGCCGUACAGUACGUUCAUGUUGCAUUGGAUUACAAGUUUGCGUCAGUUUUGAAUUUCAUCAGAGACAUCCGUUAUACUAGAAGAUCUAGAGGAAAGGUUGUCGCAUGUCUGGUACGUCGAAUCCCGGGGUGUUUGGACUUCUGCCAUACCCGCAUCGUUUUUUCGGUUUUCAUUCGCAGUAAAAUAAUUGUCUGUAACCUGUCGAAUGGUUCCGCAAAGAGCGUGUGUAUCAGUUUUGCCACCUGAGUCUCUUGUCUUGUUUGGUUGAUGCAUGGCCCGUAGGUGGUAAUCCGUUCGAGGGAAGGUAUUUUCACCCUUGUGCAUCACGAGGAGGAGCGCCGGUUGUCCGUCAGUUCCGGUUGAGGUGUAACGUACGCACUGACGGGACUGCGGCACCUCCUAGAGAUUUUUGUGUUCAUGAUUUUAUCGAUUAUUGGUCGAGAAUGUGGUGAGACUGCCGUUGCAGAAGAAGGUACGGGGAACGAGACAGCUGUCGUGUGGGAAGAACUAAAAUUUCUUGCAAUGCUUGUCUUUUCUGGCCGAGACGUUUGGGCGAUGUUCUCCGAGGUGCUCACAUAGACAGAAGCGUUAUUGCCAGUAGUGUAUGCGGUCGGUUGUUUGUUAUCUGUUUACGUGUGGGUGAGGGAAGUAGGCGAGGCACAAAUCCCCGACUACAUACGGGGAACGUGCCAUUUAAGCCAAUAUAUUCUGAGGGAAGUAGUUGGUUGGGAACGGAUGGAGUAUGGAAUAACGGAUGGCACCAGGAGAUCCGCACAUUCGGAGAUUGAGGGGCGGUGCUUUCAUCGAGUGGAGUGGGUCUUGCUUGCUUUGUGUGCUUGAAGGUAUAGUGUUCAUUACUUCGAGAUAGUAGUGUGAUGAUCAUCAUCCGGUGUUCUGCAUCGGCCGGGGUCCUGGCUAUCAUAUGGUUUGUUGAGCGAAUCCGCGGGUUUAUCUGGUAGCAUUUAUUGGAUUGAACUUUUCCCCUGGAGUUAAUGGGGUUUGUGUCUCUUGUGGCUGACGUGUUCUCGAGCUAUGAUAAGAUAAUGGUGUAUCUUCUUCCUCCAUUCUUUCCUCGUUAGUUUGAAAAACACUGCAUUCAGUUUUUUGACAUUAAAAAUGUCUUACUCCACUAUCUGGGGCUAGGUGUCAUUCUAAAAUCUAAACUAUCUCCCAUGUAACGAAACUAUGUAAGGUUUGCGCGCUUAUAACUCCGAUAUUACUAGAUGGAUUUUAAUCAUUCAUACACCAACCGAUUCAGAAACACCUAACUUAAAUAUUGGUAAUAAUUUAAUAUCUCCCCAAUAAAAGUAGACUUUUGGAAAUUGGUAAAAUUAAAAAGUUCACAAAAAACGGGAAAAAUACCAUUCGCGAGGCAGAUUUCUCAGACACAGCCGUCAAAAGAGGGCAGCUUAGUUGCUCAAUGAAACACGAAAAGUCAUAAAUAGAAGCAACGCAUAUCCGUUUAAAUCAGUUGUUGCUCUUAUCCCACACGAGCAACGUCGUCUCCGGGCGAUGCAAUAAGCGCUAUCGAUUUUCGGUAACGUUGGCAUUUGCACACACUCGCACCUAAGUGACUAAACCAUAUACGGUUAGUUUAUAAAUAGAGGUGACGCCCGUUUGAAUCAGUUUUUGUUCUUAUGUCGAACGGGUAAGAUCAUGGCUGCAGCGUCUGGGCACUACAAUAAGCGGUAGACGCUAUGCAUUUUCGGCAGCGGUGGCCGUGUGCGGAUUUGUCGGGUACCAGCAUGGUGUCACAGAAUGAUUUGCAAAGUGGGUGGGCGGGGUGGUUUGGAUUUAAUUCAAUACGGUGUGUGCUGCUUAAGAGUGUUGCGUUUGAAAAAAAUAUAUUUAUUUUUAUGCAUGCGUGUGCGUUGUAACUUGUUAAUCCAUGUUUACGGCGCUUUGUAGCUGCGUAGGGUAAAGAGCCAAUUGGUUUUCAUGUUUCAUAUUUCGGUUAUAUGUUUUUUUAUCAGUAAGGCAUCUGACAACGUGCUUCUGUAGUUAUUGCACUGUUCAGCAGCGUAGUAUUUUAUAUAGGAGAGUACACUCAGGUUUUUUACGCGGAUUUUGAAAUUUACGCGGUUUUCAUUAACGCGUUUUUUUAAAUUUACGCGGUUUUCAUUAACGCGUUUUUUUAAAUUUACGCGGUUUUCAUUUACACGGCCUGUAUCCCCUGCGUGAAAAAUCUGAGUGUAAUUGCAUCGGAAACAAUCACAUUCCCAGCAGAACUUUUUGUUUUCUAAUUUCAAACACUUUUGUUUCGUACUGCACACAACGGAAAAUUUUAAAACAGAACUUACCGUCCCAGCAGCAGUUGAAGCGGGUGUUCUUUUUCGAUUCAAAUUCAAGCCAUGUCUUAAGCGUUACUGGACUUAAAAUUGUUUUCCCAGUUUAACCAGUCAGAAUAUCUGUCCUACCCUAUUUAUUUAAAACACAGUUCUAAUUGCGUUUUAAGGUAUACAACAAAUACGGUUGGGUAUACUAAUUUAAAUUUUAAAAUAAAUCUGUUUUAAAUUAUGAAACAAACCGCUGUACUGAAGAUAUAAUUAUGUCAGUCCUAUUACCACAUAAAACACCUAUAUAACAUAAAACGCUGCAGAAUUGGUUUAAUAAUACAAUGUUUACACCACAGAGUUAUAACACGUUUUAAUAAUUAGCAACAAGAAAGAUAGCAUAAAAACCCGUUUUAACUGGUAGUGCGAACGUUGCAUAACAAUGUAAUUUAUCAAAUAAUUUCAUUUUUCCACCACUAAUCGAUCAAGAAAUACUUACACUUAAGAUUGUUUACUUAAGUUCAUUAGUACAUUAUUGAAAAUUUAAAUGGAAAAUGAAAUCUCAUAUUUUAUGGAGAAUCUGUAUAUUUCCGUUGGCGGGCGUGGGUUUCCUCAUCACAGCUCUCAAUAUGGAACUUUUCUUUUGAAUAUAUUUUCUGGACAGACCAGCCUAUUUUUACUAGAUGGAUCAGCCAAAUAAUGCCAAUCACCUAGUGAGAUACUUGAUUAAUUAAUAGAUUACCGUUAAAAGACCUUCAAUAAAUUAUGUUUUAAUGGGGAGGGUAUAUAGCAAAUUGUAACAUAUGAAAACAGGCGAGUGAACAAGAACGUGUGUCGAUAUGUGUGAUAGAUAAAAAAGCUAUAUUUUUAAUGUCACCGUGGUCGUGUCCUGUACACAACCCUUUAAUUUUUUUUUAUAAAUUUCCGGGUGUUGUCCGAUGUGGUCUGUAUUUCCGACAUUUUCUUACGAUUUCAAAUUCAAUUUUCAGUGCGGCGUUUCUUUUACUAAAGCCCGGUAUCCAUUUUCUGCAGUUCAUUGUGGGUUCGCUUGAGUUCAUCAUCUUUAGUCUUGGUCUCUUCAAACUAUUUUUUUCCAUGGCGUCCAUCUGUUUCCUUAUUAUUUUCGAUUCGAUCGAACAUUCUCUGUCUGCUAGGCCCCCGUCACAGUUCCUGUAAUAAUUAGGUUUACCGAAAUGUUGUCCCUCAGGGAAAUCGUGUGUACUUGAGCAGUUUAGACAAAUUUGUUGCUCGUGACAGUUUUUCCGAGAAUUGUUUACGAGUGUUAUGUCUGUUAGUCUGUGCUAUUAUGGCCAAUGCACAUAUUAGAGAACAACCUAAAACUAAACAAAAAGAUUAGAAAUUAAAUGAAACCUACCCUCACUAUCGAACAACUUUUCUCGCGCCAGUACAAGAGAACAGAUCCACAACAAAACAUACCAACAGUACAUCCCUCCCAAAAUCUAACCCCCAUGCAGCCCAUAGAAGAAGAAAACACCCAACAACUAAAAAUACUAAAUAUAAUUUGAGUGCCAAGCUGAAUACAGAACAGAAUAAACAUGAAACUGAUUUUUUUUAUAAAUAAAUUUCAUCAAGCUGCGCGGAAUAACAAACAAGGUAGUACAGUGAACGAAUGCUGUAGGUCUGAAAAACAACAACCGAAGAAGCGAACAAUUUUGGAAGAAAAAACCCCUACCCCGCAACCACACACUCACACACACAAAUACGCGCGCUCAUACAGACUAACGUAUAUCCCCAUCAUCACUGAUGUGUAUGAAAAGUGGGAACCAUUCUUUCGGAAAACGAGAAACAAAAAAUUGUCAUUUUUGAAAAAUAAAAACGAAGGAAAUGAAAGAUGUUAAGUGAAAGAAUAAGAAUGCAAGAUAGAUUCAAACAUACAACAGAAGAAAAGCAUAAAUUUAUUAUUAACGGUAAAAAUAAUAAAUUAGCAGAUAAUGAUAAAAAAAUAUUAAAAUACACACACACUGUAGUGCCUGUCCCCAAAAAAUCAAAGAUAUAACAUUAACGGAAGAAGCAAACAGAAGAAAAAAAACAGAUGAGUUAUUGCGCAAACAACCAUGAGAUUGGACUCUUGCGCGGACUGCGACAGCGAAUGGCAAGUUGAGAAGAAUGAAAAUAAAGAGAAAGCAAUCUACGCUUUCGUUGGAGACUAUUUUCUCCUCGUUUAUGUUUGCUAGUGUUUAGGUUUACCAAGGUUAAAAGCUAAGAUUUGCCUCGUUUAGUUCGUCUUCUUCUUCCCUUUGUUUCGUACGACAGUUAGCAGUAAAUCAGAUAUAGUUGAGAAAACAUAAGCAAACUACAAAAUACUUUAGCUUAUUGACUUACCAGCUAAGGAAAGUAAAAACAAAGUUGAUAAAGCAGCAACAGAAGAUGAUGAUACAACGUUAGUUAUUAGCGAAACGUCAAAAAGUGAAACUUGUAUAGGAAUCGUCACCUGUGUUUUCUUCAUACAGAUUACCUUCUUUUACUUUUUUCGAAAAGUUAGAAAAUUAUUCGUCUGGUUCAGAUUGAUCCAAGCGAGUAUACUUAAAGAAGAAAAAGCGAAAAAUACACAGAAACAUCGCUUUUUGUUAAAUUAAGCAUAUUUAAUCCGAAUUGAAGCGCCAGCGAAGAGAGGUGAAAUCGAUUUUACUUAGUAUCAUAAAGCAUAACAACUAUGAGGAACAUCGUUUUGAUGCAAAAAUGUAGAUAAAGUGCAAGAAAAAAAAACAAAAAUAUAAAAAAUAUAUUUUUCAACCUUUCACACACAAAACGGAAGAAAACAAGUUGUUUCAUUUGUUCACCAUUUCUAAUUUUUACGUAAAGGCAGAUAGCAGCAGAAUUAUACAGAAGCAAAACAAUUGAAAUUGAUGUUAUGUUAAAGUUUCUCUUAAAGUAAGACAGGUUAAGCAAACAAUACAAAACUGGAUUAUUUACAGCAGUUCUAAUUAUUGAUUUAUUUACACAUACAGAAUCAGAUACUGAAAGCAAAUAGACACACGCUGAGAGCAAAAUAGUUACUUGUUAGCUCCUCUCCGUGUUGGAUCCCCCCUCGAACAAUGGAAACUCCUCAACAAUAACACACACAAACACAUCUUCGAACAAGUAGAAGAGAGAAAAAUACGAGAAUUGAAUACAUACUUAUUCAUAUGAAACAGCUGAACUAGACGUAACGUCAGUUUCAAUUAGUUUUUUAUGGAAACAAAUCGUACAGAUUCAUAUGAAAAAAAUAACUAUAUCACUCUCUUUUUGGGUUUCAAGCAUGUCCAUUUGAGUUUCACUAUGUUACAAGUAGAAGUUCUCGAAAAGAUAAACACACUAGAAAUGACCAAAAUUUACUUCCAAUGCUUUGAAGCGAUGUAAAAUAUUGAGAAAAAUAAAAAUACAAGAAACUUUUAGCUGCCUUUAGACCCAAAAUCUUGAAUGAUACACUCACACGUACACUCUCACAAGUUAAUGAUUUCCUUUUUAUGUUAGAUUACGAAAAAAAAGUAUAUUACCAGCACAUGGAUAACUAAAAAUUAAAUGGACAUGUAAUCAGUAAAAAAAA
Messenger RNA from Topomyia yanbarensis, 32963 nucleotides. It is a transcript of the gene mamo, whose product is annotated as longitudinals lacking protein, isoforms A/B/D/L. Gene Ontology annotation, molecular function: protein binding. The coding region runs from base 2048 to 4585 and encodes 845 amino acids. NCBI's taxonomy places the organism in Eukaryota, Metazoa, Arthropoda, Insecta, Diptera, Culicidae. The transcript is spliced from 9 exons. Gene Ontology annotation, biological process: regulation of transcription by RNA polymerase II. Gene Ontology annotation, cellular component: nucleus. The record is from RefSeq and is a predicted model, not a curated record.